Molecule: messenger RNA, 1205 nt
Organism: Darwinula stevensoni
Lineage: Eukaryota; Metazoa; Arthropoda; Ostracoda; Podocopida; Darwinulidae
Source: the annotation of a GenBank genome assembly
AUGUGCUCGGGAACGAACGGUGCACUCACUUUCGAGGAGGAAGUCGAUUUGCAAGGCGAGGCCGACGAUGAAGAGAAGGGAAACGAAAACGACUGCGAGGAGAAGGACGAGACGCGAGAAGCCCGUUCCUCCGAUCUCCUCUUCCGCCGUGGGGAUGCCAGGCCCGGCGUCUCCGUUUUCCUGUACCUCCCUUCGCUUCUCUCUCGCAUUCUCGUUGCUCGACAUCGUGGGUGGCUAGGGGAUGACAGGUACGAUGGUUGUGACGCCCAUAAGGGCAGCGCGUGGGUCGCCUUCACGGUCCCGAUGGACGCGGCCACGUUGGAGUCGGAAGAACAUGGCGGCGCCGAGCGUUCGCACGAGGGAGCGCCCAUGUUGGAUUCGAAACAUGGCGGCGCCGGUCGUUCGCACGUGGUCGUGUCGCUCUUCCAACUGAGAUCAUGUUUCGUCCGCUCCAAAUGGCAGAACAUCAAGCACACCAAAAUGGCAAAGGAUGAAGAGAAAUCCAAGUUGCAUGCCAAGUUCGCCUAUUUGAUUCGCACUGCUGUGAAAGAUGGAGGUGGAAGCACUGAUAUAAAAUUAAACAGCAAGUUGGCAGAAGUGAUAGAAGCAGCAAAGAGUAAAGGAGUGAACAUGUCCACAAUUCAAAAUGCCAUGAAGGCCAGUUCCAAGGAUAAUGCCAAGCCAUACCUCCUGGAAGUUAGAGGACCUGGCGGUUCCAUGUUUCUCCUGGAUGUCUUUACGGAAAACUUAAAGAGGACCAAGCAGGAGAUCACCAACAUCCUUAACAAAACCAAUGCUGCUUGGGCUGAUUCCGGUUUGAGAAACUUGUUUGAGGAGAAGGGGAUCAUCCAAGCAGAGAAUGUGAAAAAGAAGACAUGGGAUGAAGUCUUGGAGGAUGCCAUUGAGGCUGGGAGUGAAGAUGCAGAGGAGGGGCCAGAUGAACUUGUUCAGUUUGUUUGCUCCCCACAAGAUCUGCAAAAAGUGAAGUGCAACCUGGAGGGCCGGGGAUACACGAUCCUGUCGGCCGAUGCAUCAUUCCUGCCCGUUUCGCCCGUCACGAUCUCUGAGAAUCACUUGAAGCAUGUGGAUAAGAUGUGUGAGAGACUUGAGGAACGAGAUGAUGUACUACAGAUUCAUAGUAACCUUGUAUGACCCUUCUAGAGAGUUAUAAUUUUUUCUUACUGGAAUGAAUGUUUUCCAUUCUC